Molecule: messenger RNA, 474 nt
Organism: Rotaria sp. Silwood1
Lineage: Eukaryota; Metazoa; Rotifera; Eurotatoria; Philodinida; Philodinidae
Source: the annotation of a GenBank genome assembly
AUGGGUAAUACGACUAGUGAUCCAUUAGACCAUAGUCUCAAGCGUCUUCGCUUAUCUCACACAGAACAACUAUCUCUUACAUCACCUUGUUCAACGUCUCCAAGAAGAAAAGUAGUGACGAAUAUUAUUCAAGACUUCGGGAGAAUUUCUAAUAAUCCUGUAAAUGACACCAAUGAUCGAUCACCUGUUCUUUUGUGUGAUGAUAACACUUCUGCUUCGUUAACUGCUCGAUUGUCGAAACCAAUCAUAAAUACAAGUUGCAAUGAAAAAAUUACUUUAAAUAAAAAUGUUACUUCCCGUGUCGAGUCAUCUGCAAGACCUAAUAUUACCAAUCAGGAUAAUGAUUCUAAAAAUGAAGAAUUAACUGAUGAGCAAAUAAUGAUUACUCUUCGUUCAGUGAAAUUUAUUUCAGAUUUAUCAGACUUAGAUAUAAUUGAUUGUUUAAAACAUGAAUAUCUUAGCACAUCACAUUAA